AUGGCUAAAGUAUUGACACCAUAUAUUCAGGCAUUACUGGAGAAUCCUCCAACAUUGACCCAGACUCAGUUCACUAAAGCUUUGAGAUUGAUUUUUGAUGGGGAAGCGAAUGAUAUUGAAAUUUCGUCUUUUCUUACGGCAAUAAGACUUAGAAAAAUCGAUUUUGACUCCGAGUUCAUAGCGAAUGCAGUACAGACCAUCCUUGAAUACUCAGAUAAAAUAGAUCUUAGUAAAAUUGAUCCAGACGGUUACUUUGACAUUGUGGGAACAGGAGGAGAUUCUCAAAACACGUUCAAUGUUUCGACUUCUGCUGCUAUUAUUGGUGCCGGAAUGGGGUUGAACGUUUGCAAGCAUGGAGGAAAAGCAUCAACAUCCAAAUCAGGUGCAGGUGAUUUAAUGUCGAAGCUUGGUGUGAACCUGAUGAAAGUGAACGCUGAUUCAGUUCCAACAGUGGUCAAUGAAUCGAAUAUGUGUUUCCUUUUUGCUCCUGCCUUUCAUAGGGGAAUGGGCAAGGUUGUUAACGUGAGGAAGAAUUUGGGAAUUCCAACCAUUUUUAAUAUUCUUGGACCAUUGCUAAACCCCAUUCCAUUAAAGGGGAGAAUCCUAGGCGUUUACACCAGGGAACUUGGCGAAACAUACUGUAUGGCUGCAAUUAAAUCUGAUAAGAAGAAGGGAAGGAGACCUGCAAGAACUUUUGUUGUUUGGGGUGAGGUUGGCUUAGACGAAUUUUCGCCAACGGGAAAAAGUGUCGUUUGGAAUUACAACGAGAAAAAUGAUGAGAUUGAGGAGUUUACAGUUUCACCAAAAGACUUUGGACUUCCAGACCACUCUUUAAAUCUUGUGAGAUCUGGAACGCCUGAGGAGAAUGCAGUCAAACUAAGAGAGAUUUUGUCUUUAAAAAGCAUCAAACCAGGUGAUGAUGCUUUGGUGGAUUAUAUAUUGAUGAAUUCCUCAGCUCUGGCUGUGAUGGGUGGUCUAACUGAUAAUUGGAAGGAAGGUGUGAAUAUUGCAAUUCAGAGUAUUACCAGCGGAUCUGCCUUGAGAGCUUUAGACAAAUUCGUAGAAAGCGUUGAUCGCCUAUAA
Brettanomyces bruxellensis is the source of this 1083-nucleotide messenger RNA. RefSeq lists its product as uncharacterized. Gene Ontology annotation, biological process: L-tryptophan biosynthetic process. Bases 1 to 1083 code for a protein of 360 amino acids. Gene Ontology annotation, cellular component: cytosol. Gene Ontology annotation, molecular function: anthranilate phosphoribosyltransferase activity. The record is from RefSeq and is a predicted model, not a curated record. NCBI's taxonomy places the organism in Eukaryota, Fungi, Ascomycota, Pichiomycetes, Pichiales, Pichiaceae. The transcript has a single exon.